Acanthoscelides obtectus is the source of this 1308-nucleotide messenger RNA. NCBI's taxonomy places the organism in Eukaryota, Metazoa, Arthropoda, Insecta, Coleoptera, Chrysomelidae. The record is from the annotation of a GenBank genome assembly.
AUGUUCGCUUCGACGUCACAAAGAAAUGAUGAUGGUUUGCGGGCGUCUUACAAUAUCUCGUUACCUAUAGCAAAAUCCGGAAAACCGCAUACUAUCGGAGAGAAGUUAAUUUUGCCAGCCGUUGAAGAGGUUUUAAAAACUGCAUCUGAUAUCAUUAAAAGAAUUCCCUUAAGCAACAAUACUGUUGAAAGACGUAUUGAUGAAAUGAGUUCUGAUAUUGAAAGCUUCUUAUGUAAUUAUUUGCAAACGACCCAUUUCUCUAUACAACUGGACGAGUCAACUUUACCUGAUAAUACAGCAUUAUUAUUGGCAUAUGUUCGUUUUAUUAUGAAUCAAGAAAUCUACGAAGAACUGCUCUUCGCAAGAACUUUGAUAACCGACACUAAAGGUGAAUCAAUAUUUCAUGUUUUGAAGGAUUACUUCUUUGAAAAAGCAAUUCCUUUAUCGAAUAUAAUAUCAGUAGCUACAGAUGGAGCACCUGCCAUGGUUGGACGUUAUCGUGGAUUUAUAAGCUAUUUAAAACAAAAUGUGUCAGGGGUGUUAGCAAUACAUUGCGUCAUCCAUCGACAACAUUUAGUUGCUAAAAAUUUGAGUGUUAGAUUGUAUGAAUCACUUCAUUUAGUCAUUGAUGCAGUAAACCGAAUCCGAAGCAACGCGUUGAAUACGCGGUUAUUUGCGCAGUUGUGUGAAGAAAAUGACGAACACUUUCAUCAAUUACUCCUUCACACUGAAGUACGCUGGCUGUCGAAAGGCUUAUCUUUGUCAAGAUUUUUUGCACUUUUUGAGACUAUUUUAGAAUUUCUGGAUACUAAAGAUAAAAUUUUAAAAGAAAAUUUAAUGAAGAGGAAAACAGACAUCGCCUAUUUAACAGAUUUGUUUACAAAAUUUAAUAUGGUUAAUUUGCAAUUACAAGGCGACAGUUUAAAUUUGAUUAAAACAAAGUCCAUCUUAUCAGCGUUUCUUGCCAGAGUUAAACUAAUGAAGCAAAAUAUUGGACGGGGCGAAUUUUCUCAGUUCCCCAAUUUGUCACAGACAAGCUGCCAGGAAGACGACGUUUCAACUUACGUUCAACAUUUAAAUGCCCUCUAUUCAGAUUUUGAAUCUAGGUUUGAGGAAACGAAUUUUAAAAACGGAUAUCAGCAAUUCUGGCUGCAAAACAACAUACCCGUUACUUAUCCCGUAUUAUGGAAUAUAGCUAGGAAAUUUUUAAUUUCCUUUCCAUCGUCAUACCUAGUGGAAAGGGGGUUCAGCGCUGUUACCAAUCUCCUAACGAAAAAAAGAAACAGACUGGACAUCAUUAGCCGAUGA